This is a messenger RNA of Clupea harengus (Atlantic herring), 960 nucleotides long. Its product is annotated as galectin-3-like. Lineage: Eukaryota; Metazoa; Chordata; Actinopteri; Clupeiformes; Clupeidae. Gene Ontology annotation, cellular component: immunological synapse; nucleus; cytoplasm. The record is from RefSeq and is a predicted model, not a curated record. Gene Ontology annotation, biological process: eosinophil chemotaxis; positive regulation of calcium ion import; negative regulation of endocytosis. Gene Ontology annotation, molecular function: disaccharide binding; laminin binding; IgE binding.
AUGGCAUAUGGCCUGCACAACCCUGUCCUCAGCAGCAGCAGCCAUGCUGGCCGUGCCCCCCCAACCCCCCCACCACCUGGCCUGCCCCCAGCCAGCCUUCUCAGCCCACCUGGCCUGCCCCCACCCAGCCUUCUCAGCCCACCUGGCCCUCCCCCACCAGCCUUCUCAGCCCACCUGGCCUGCACCCAGCCAGCCUUCUCAGCCCACCUGGCCUGCCCAGCCGGCCCAGCCCAACCCAACCAGCCCCAGCCUACGUGGCCGACACCACCGCCAACCCAGCCCAGUCAACCGGCUCAGCCGGCCUGGCCCACUCCCACUCCCACUCCCACCCCCACUCCCCCAACAGGCCAGCAGACCCAGCCGGCCCAACCCAGCUGGCCUGUUCCGGUUCCGACCCAGCCACAGGCCCAGCCAGCCCAGCCCAGCUGCACCCCACCAACCCCUGCCCUCCAGGGUACCACCCCCAGGGGACGCCCACCUCCGGGUGGCCCUUCAACCCAGGACAGCCUGGCUGGCCCGGGCAGCCGGCACCGGUACCAGUGGCAGUCCCAUUACAAUCUGAACUUCCCCAGAGGAGUCUAUGACAAGCUGAUGCUCACCAUCACCGGCCAGGUGAAGCCCCUGGCCAAGAUGUUCACGGUGAACUUUCUGCGUGGGAACGAUAUCGCCCUGCACAUCAACCCCCGCUUCAACGAGGGGGGCAAGCAGAUCCUGGUGAGGAACCCGGCAGGGGAGCGCUGGGGCAAGGAGGAGCGCACCAUCCAGGGGCCCUUCCCUUUCGCCCCUGGCCAGCCCUUUGAGAUGAAGAUCCUGGUGACGUAUAACGAGUUCAAAGUGGCAGUGAAUGGAGCGCAGGUGUUUGAGUUCAAGCAUUGCAUCCGAGAACUCAACCAGAUCGACCGCCUGAACAUCCUACAGGACAUCAACCUCACCUCCAUCAACCUGCAGAACAUGCCCUGA